GAAAACCUCACAGGUUGAGUGAUGUAGGAGAUUGCCGGACACGUAGACGUGUUGAGUGAUUAAAGCUGUAUACUGAAACCCCACGGGUUGGGUGAGGUUUGAGAUUGCCAGAUACAUAGACGGGUUGAGUGAGGAUAGCUGCAUACUGAAACCCCACGGGUUGAGUGAUGUUGGAGUGCCGGACACAUAGAAGCGUUGAAUGAGGAUAGACACAUAUUGAACCUCACAGGUGAUUUGUAUUGGAGAUUGCGAGACACCUAGACGUGUUGAGUGAGGAUAGCUGCAUCCUGAAACCUCACAGAUGCAUUGGUUUUUGAACACAUAGACGCGCUGCGUGGGGAUAGCUACAUACUGAAACCUCACGAGUUGAGUGAUGUUGGAUAGUGCCGGACACAUGGACGCUUUGAGGGAGGAAGGACACAUACUGAAACCUCACAGGAAGGCCAACGGAGGCCUGGAGGGGAACGUCAAGCAGAUGUGGGAAGGGAUUAGUGGAAUGGUAAAGAAGACCGCGCGAGGGGGGGAUACAGGGGUCGCAAAUUUGCGAGGUUUGAACGGUGGACUAGUCAGCAGUGGGAAGGGAAAAAGGGAAGUUCCAGCAGGACACUACAAGAGACUUGGAGUGCCCUCGGAGAAUGAAGCUUUUGACCAAGCGUUUAAGAAGGAGGUGGACGCAUGGGCCCAAAAAGAAGAAGAGACAUCGAAGGCAGACGUUGGGAACGUAGAACUAGAAAAGGAGUUCACUGAGGACGAGGUUGAGGCGUGUGUGAACAAGCUGAAGUGCCACAAAGCAGCAGGAGCGGAUGGGAUAGUCAACGAGUUCAUGAAAUGGAGAGAAGGAGUGGUUCUGACCUUGUUUAAGAAAGGCGACAAGACUGACCCAGGAAACUACAAGGGGAUCACACUGUUGAACACAGUAGGAAACGUGUUCUGUAAGCUGCUGAAUGAUGGGAUAGUGGGAGUAUUGGAGAAGGAACAUAGCAUUUGUGAGAGCCAGGCAGGUUUCCGAAAGAAGAGGGGGUGCGUGGACCACGUAUUCACGGUAGGGAGAAUCAUCCAAGGUAGAAAG
Messenger RNA from Ectocarpus sp. CCAP 1310/34, 1069 nucleotides. NCBI's taxonomy places the organism in Eukaryota, Phaeophyceae, Ectocarpales, Ectocarpaceae. The record is from the annotation of a GenBank genome assembly.